GAAGUCGAGAUUCACGCCAUUUUGAGGCAUCGGCCAGCGGCAGCCAUCGAGAAGCUAGUCAGAUGAGGGCAAUGUGAUCGACCCUUUUGAAGCUAUGCCGAUUCCUUAGUCGUUUAAAAACCCCACUAUCACGUUGAUAUUCAUCGUUUUCACAUUUGAUAUAACAUUUCUAACCUAGAUUACUCUUCCAGCCAUGUCCACCGAGGGAGCAGCCGACCAGGCAGCAGCAGAAUACAUCCCCGAGAAGGUGAAGAAGGCAGAGAAGAAGUUGGAAGAAAACCCAUAUGACCUUGACGCGUGGAGCAUUCUGAUUCGAGAAGCACAGAACCAACCCAUAGAUAAAGCAAGGAAGACAUAUGAGCGACUUGUCACGCAGUUCCCAAGUUCUGGCAGAUUCUGGAAACUAUUCAUUGAAGCUGAGAUCAAGGCAAAAAACUAUGACAAGGUAGAAAAGUUGUUUCAGAGAUGCCUAAUGAAAGUGUUGCACAUUGACCUGUGGAAAUGCUACCUCUCAUACGUUCGAGAGACCAAAGGGAAGCUGCCCAGCUACAAAGAGAAGAUGGCUCAGGCGUACGACUUUGCUUUGGAUAAAAUUGGCAUGGAAAUAAUGUCUUACCAGAUUUGGGUGGACUAUGUCAACUUCCUCAAAGGAGUUGAAGCUGUGGGCUCAUACGCAGAGAACCAGCGGAUCACCGCAGUACGGAGGGUUUACCAGAGAGGCUGCGUCAACCCCAUGAUCAAUAUCGAGCAGCUCUGGAGAGAUUAUAGCAAAUACGAGGAGGGGAUCAACGUGCACUUGGCCAAAAAGAUGAUUGAGGAUCGAAGCAGGGACUACAUGAACGCCAGGAGAGUCGCUAAAGAGUACGAAACUGUGAUGAAGGGGUUGGACAGGAACGCACCGUCGGUACCGCCUCAGAACUCGCCACAGGAAGCCCAGCAAGUGGAAAUGUGGAAGAAGUACAUCCAGUGGGAAAAGAGCAACCCGCUGCGCACAGAAGACCAAACUCUCAUCACAAAGAGAGUGAUGUUCGCCUACGAGCAGUGCCUGCUGGUUCUCGGUCACCAUCCCGACGUAUGGUACGAGGCCGCACAGUACCUGGAGCAGUCCAGCAAACUAUUGGCAGAGAAAGGAGAUAUGAAUAAUUCCAAGCUGUUCAGCGACGAGGCGGCCAACAUCUACGAGCGUGCCAUCGGGACACUCCUGAAGAAGAAUAUGCUUCUGUACUUUUCAUUCGCGGACUAUGAGGAAAGUCGCAUGAAAUAUGAGAAGGUCCACAGCAUCUAUAAUAAGCUGUUGGCCAUCGAGGACAUUGACCCCACGCUGGUCUACAUCCAGUACAUGAAGUUCGCGAGGAGGGCGGAGGGCAUCAAGUCGGGUCGUACCAUCUUCAAGAAGGCCCGUGAGGACCUGCGCACGCGUCACCAUGUGUACGUGACAGCGGCGCUGAUGGAGUACUACUGCAGCAAGGAUAAAUCUGUGGCCUUCAAGAUCUUUGAGCUGGGUUUGAAGAAAUACGGUGACAUUCCAGAGUACAUACUGGCUUACAUUGAUUACCUCUCUCACCUUAAUGAGGACAACAACACCAGGGUUCUGUUUGAACGUGUCCUCACCUCAGGAAGCUUGUCACCGGAAAAAUCAGGUGAGAUCUGGGCUCGCUUUCUGGCCUUCGAGAGCAACAUUGGAGAUCUGGCUAGUAUCCUGAAAGUGGAGCGCAGGCGUUUUGCUGCCUUUAAGGACGAGUACGAAGGCAAGGAGACGGCCUUGCUUGUAGAUAGGUACAAGUUUAUGGACCUAUAUCCGUGCUCGAGCAGUGAACUCAAGGCCCUGGGAUACAAGGAUGUGUCUCGUUCCAAACUGGCAGCUCUGCUCCCCGAGACUGUGGUGACGCCUUCUGCACCUGCACUGAAGGAUGAAGCUGACCGGAAACCCGAGUACCCCAAACCCGACACCAAUCAGAUGAUCCCCUUCCAACCACGUCACCUUGCCCCUCCAGGUCUACACCCUGUCCCUGGUGGAGUUUUCCCCGUUCCCCCAGCUGCUGUCAUUCUCAUGAAGCUCCUCCCUCCUCCUACGUGCUUUACUGGUCCCUUUGUUCAAGUGGAUGAGCUCAUGGAAUCCUUUAGGAGAUGCACACUUCCUGAGACCGUUGACGCCGCCGUAGAGCUGAUCACUGGCAAACUGCCGGAAGCAGCAGGCGAGGGCAACGGAGCCACGGAGAACCACGCUGUUGCCAAGACAGUCAAGAGGUCAAACGCAGACUCCGACGAGGAGGACGACAAAGGAGCCGUCGCUCCGCCCAUACACGACAUCUACCGCGCGCGCCAACAGAAGAGGAUCCGGUUAACGUAACUAAAGCACCCCCGAGUGAACCCCACGAGAAUGUAACCCCCAACAGCUGCCAGUCAUACGGUGUUGAACAUGCGUGUCCAUAUUCCUGAGUGUUUCUCACAGAUUAUGCGUCUGUUGAUUUCUAUACCGUACACACACACACACACACACACAGUACACACGCUCACACAGACGUACAAGACAGACUGUAUGUGUUCUUGUGGUUUUGGUUUUGUUUACAGUUUUUUAUUUUUAAAGACUGCCCAUUAAACUGUAAGAUAAUGUUUUAAUUCACAUAAUUCAAUCAUCUCGGUUUUGGCCUUGUGAGCUUCCAACGGUGGCAAAGUGGAAUUAAAGCUUUUUUUAGAUAUCU
Solea senegalensis (Senegalese sole) is the source of this 2702-nucleotide messenger RNA. It is a transcript of the gene cstf3, whose product is annotated as cleavage stimulation factor, 3' pre-RNA, subunit 3. Gene Ontology annotation, molecular function: mRNA binding; protein binding. Gene Ontology annotation, cellular component: nucleus. The transcript has 20 exons. Gene Ontology annotation, biological process: mRNA 3'-end processing. NCBI's taxonomy places the organism in Eukaryota, Metazoa, Chordata, Actinopteri, Pleuronectiformes, Soleidae. The coding region runs from base 194 to 2350 and encodes 718 amino acids. The record is from RefSeq and is a predicted model, not a curated record.